This is a messenger RNA of Anopheles nili, 4016 nucleotides long. It is a transcript of the gene mino, whose product is annotated as glycerol-3-phosphate acyltransferase 1, mitochondrial. NCBI's taxonomy places the organism in Eukaryota, Metazoa, Arthropoda, Insecta, Diptera, Culicidae. The record is from RefSeq and is a predicted model, not a curated record. The transcript is spliced from 8 exons. Bases 651 to 3338 code for a protein of 895 amino acids. Gene Ontology annotation, cellular component: mitochondrial membrane.
GUGCGCGAGUGCGUGCCAUUCAUUGGCCGUGUUCUUUCCCACACGUCGUGUGAUCGUGCUGGAUCGUGUAAAGUCUGCUGGAGGAGUUGGCGUGAUCCGGCAUCGGGGCAUCGUUUAGCUGGCUUGUGGCCCGUUUGGGGUCACUCCCGGCAUUCCCGGUUGUGGGGGUUUUGACGGUGCAUCGAAAGUGCAUCGGCAACCGAUGAGUUGGUGUUGAUCACGCGGUGAUCGUCGGCUGCCAAGGGCGAAGACGUUCGGUGGGAAAGCGAGCCCUACGGUAUUUCUGUAUUGUGGUUGCACUUUCAUUCACCGUUUGAACCGGUGCCAAACCGUUUGAUACGAUCGUGUCGUGGUUGAUGUGCAUUGGGAUUGUCGUGGGUGUCGUUGGUGGGUGUAGUGAGAAAGCGAAAGGGAGAAGAUCCUCGCGAUCCUUGCUGAAAGUUGCGAGUUUGAAUGUGCCAGCAUCGUGGUGUGCUGGUGUGGAACAACUUGGCGCCUGUUGCAGCUGGAUCCUUCGUGGAUGCUCUACGCCUGCAUACUGAAAAGCUCCACAGUGAAGAAAAGCUUCGUGACCGGGUGCUAGGAUACUAGUCAUUGGGGAUCCUACAUAGUAACGGACGACGCGACGAAACGACAAAAAAGGAAUCAAAAUGUUGGGAAUUUUUGAGGUGCUGGUGUUCCUCUGCAUUGUCGGAUACUUCUUCAAUAAACAACGGACUAUCGAUAUGGUAGACAUCAUAUCGAACCGCGUUCAGGAGGCAUAUGGAUCCUUCCGUUUGCCAAAUAUGUUCGGACAGGGAACGGGCACCGAACAGAAUGGUGGCUUCUCCACUUACUCCAUGUUGAAGCGUUUCGGUGAAGCUGGAAGAAGGCAGCGUCAAAUCAAUGCCGAUCAUGAUCGCCAGGUGCGACAUGAAAGCCUCUUCCACAUAAAAGAAAUGCCGACAACACACCUGCAACCGGAAUUGAAACCAAUUCCUGGCAUGGCAUGUCCCUUCUGCUCGCCGACAGAAAGCCGUCCCCAGCUCGGAGCGGAUGAUCGACGACGCAAUGCGAUCGAUAUUCUACGCGUUACAACGCACGCAGGACAGCAGUAUGCCCUGGCCAAUCAUACGGGAUCUUUCGACUGGGGUGUCUGGUGUCCUCAUCUGGCACAGGCAACACGUGUACGUCGGUUUUCGUAUCCUCAGGUAGCAGGCGCCGUGCUGCCUGAUGAACGUGUCCAGGAAGCGCUGGAUGUGGCCGUCAAGGAGUCGAUUAACGACAAACGGGUGGAACUGGGUCUUGCGGAGAACGAUGAGAGCUUCGACGAGGACAGCUACUACAGUGAAAUGCUCCGAAAACACGACCAGCGAGCUGGAAAGAUACUGGUCGGUAUGCGCUCCAAAAUCUCGGACCUCGUGUUACGCAUCACCUCGUGGGUGUUGUAUAAGUUGCUGCCCUGCUUCAUGUCCGGUGUUGCAGCCCACCCGGCGCAAGUGGACAUGAUAAAGCGCGCUAUCGAGAAGCAUCCGGACGUGCCACUCAUCUUUCUGCCGCUUCACCGGAGUCAUCUGGAUUACAUUAUGGUCAGCUUCAUUUUGCUGAACAACGACAUCAAGUGUCCGUUGGUGGCUGGUGGGGACAACUUGCGCAUUCCCGUGUUCGGUAGCAUCCUGCGCUACGACGGUGCAUUCUUCAUUAAGCGCAAGAUUGAUCCGCUGACGGGUAAGAAGGAUCACGUAUACCGUGCGAUUUUGCACACCUACCUGCAGAAGUGCUUGACGGCCGGUCACAAUGUGGAGUUCUUCAUCGAGGGUGGUCGCACCCGAACGGGCAAACCAUGCAUGCCAAAGAGUGGUAUCCUGUCGGUUAUCGUUGAUGCGUUUAAUGAUAAAAGUAUCUCCGACGCGCUCCUUGUGCCGGUGUCGAUCAACUACGAGAAGCUGGUGGAUGGUAACUUUGUGCGUGAACAGCUGGGACAGAAGAAAAUUCCAGAAAGCUUUGCAUCGGCUGCCUCCGCAAUCAUCAAGGUGCUGAAGGCUCGCUAUGGGCUGAUGAGAAUCGAUUUCAACGAACCAUUCUCGCUAAGCGAACUUGUUAAAUCGCUACGCAAAUCCGACACGGCACACAACUACACGCCGGAAAUGCGGCGACUGCAGCACAAACCUUCGUCGUCCUCUCUAUUCGGAACGGAUGUGGUGCAAGAGGAACAGGAUCAACGGCAAUUGAUCGAUAAUAUCGCGCGCCAUGUAGUGUAUGACAGUGCCCGUGCAACGUCCGUCAUGACGACAAACGCUUUAGCAUUCCUGCUCCUCAAUCGCUUCCGUGAUGGAGCACCACUUUCGAUUCUUACUGAGGCAUUGGAUGAGCUGCGAGCUGUGCUGAAUGGUGUGCGAGAUCUUGGCUUCACUGGCUCUUCGGAGGACGUAAUACGAUAUGCCACCGAUUUGCUUGGCCCUGGCCUGGUGACAAAAGAACUACGCAAUGGGCAAACGUUCAUCAAACCGGUAGUUAUGAUUCCGAACGUGAUCGAGCUGUCGUACUACUCGAACUGCCUGCUACCUCACUUUGCCCUCGAAUCGAUCGUGAUUACGUGCGCCGGUCUACUGAAGCGCGAAGCGGAACGUCGAACCAACACGGAUCAGCACGAUCACGUGGACGAGGUGACGGUUGGGCGGCAAGCGUUGCUGCAAAUGUGUAUGGAAUUUGCUGAGCUGCUGAUGUAUGAGUUCAUAUUGUGUAAACCGUGCCAGAAGUUGGAUUCCGUCCUUGAUAACACGCUGCAAGAGCUUUGCCUCCGGGAGAUACUGUCUCAGCCGGAAGCAGAACUCACCGAAGAACAGACGAUGGCCCGCAGACUAGCCUACAAUUUGGAACGCGAUGGGCUGGAUGUCGAUGACGACGAGAUGGACGAUUUCUUCGACGAUCAUCAGAAUGGCACGACGGGCAACAGGUACGGUGCGGACGAGGAAGAUACCACGCGGAUACAUUUCCCAGCCGAAAAGCACUGUGACCGACUCGUACUGCAAUCGGUGCUGGCUCCGUUCUCCCACACCUACUCGGCCGUUGCGUCAUCGCUGCACCAACUGCUCGACGGUAAUUCCAUAGUGGAGUCUGAGUUCAUUCGGCUGUGCAUCAAGGAAAUUAGUACACGUGUUGAUGUUGGAGACUGCAAAUAUGGUGAAAGUAUAUCCACCGAUACGGUACGAAACUGCCUCAAAGUGUUCCAGAAACGAUCGUACAUCGAAAUCACGAACAAUAACGGCGUAAGACUGGUUUCACUGAUGCCACCCUUCGACACGCUGACGGAGGUGCAGAACAUAGUACAACAGGUGCACAUUUUCGUGCCAGUCUAGCAGGGGAUGAGUGUGAGCUUUUUCGAAAAUAUCCCACGAAACACCCCACGAAGCCAAACGUAACAAUCGGGGCCAAGUAAAGAAGCCGCGAUCAAAACGCGCAAACACUGCAUAGACUAAAAAACACGGAGGAGAUACGAUAAGUAAGGUUUGUGAUUUGUUUUUGAAACCACAGAAGACUGUUGGCACUCCUCCAAAAUUUAUGCUGAAAGCACAACAGAAAUUUACAGUCCAUUGCGCACCCGAAGUCCAUGGCGCUGCGUUAACCGACGAUAGUUGUACGUUGUUAGUUCCAUUAUUUAGCAUUGAUGUUUUUGUUGUUAGCUUAGAAACCGAGCGCCUAACUGCUCUAUCAACUCACGGUCUCGCAGAGCACGGAGUUAUGUUUCCCAGUGAGGAUUUGUUCAUUUGCCCGCAAAUCGUAUUACCAAAUUGGACAGAUGAGCGAAUACAAUCGUAUCCGGGUCGGUGUAGUUUGAUACUUUGACACAGGCGCAACCAAGAACGGACACGGUAGAAUAGACAAAGAUGUUUUUUUAUGAUACGUGAUCGAACUUACCAUAUUCCGAAGCAAGUGUGUGGCAAAACAAAAUUGUGUUACAUGCUUUUACAUGCUGAAUCCUCGAGGGUCAGCUCAAAUGACUUGAAGUGUUUUGAAUAAAUUUUGUGAAAUAAAUA